Molecule: messenger RNA, 4186 nt
Organism: Hevea brasiliensis (rubber tree)
Lineage: Eukaryota; Viridiplantae; Streptophyta; Magnoliopsida; Malpighiales; Euphorbiaceae
Product: putative disease resistance RPP13-like protein 1
Exons: 1
Coding region: 145-4107 (1320 amino acids)
Biological process (GO): defense response to other organism
Molecular function (GO): protein binding; ADP binding
Source: RefSeq, a predicted model, not a curated record
GACAAAAGAUUUGAAGCAGCUAUAGACACUUUGAAACUUUCAUAAAGCAAAAACUAUACUCAAAUUUCAAUUCAUCCGUUUGAAAUCAGCGUUUUAAUUCAUCUCUUCACAGACUUGAGCUCCUAGUUUCAGCUGUUGCUCUUGAUGAUGGAGAAGGUGGUGAAUGCUAUUGGAGAUGCCUUUCUCUCUACUUCUAUUCAAAGGCUGUUUGAUGGGUUGAAUUCUAUCCCGGACUUGUUGAGAUUUACCCAUGAAGGGAAUAUCCAGGCUGAACUCAAGAAAUGGGGGAGGAUGUUGAAGAGAAUUUAUUUGGUGCUUGAUGAUGCAGAGGAAAGGCAGUGGGAGAAUCCCUUGGUGAAGAUGUGGGUAAGCGACCUCAGGGACUUGGCUUAUGAUGCAGAGGACGUUCUUGAUGAACUUGCAACUGAGGCUCAGCGACGCAAGCUGCAGGCUGAACCCCUGGCCCGUGCAAGCAAGGUACGGAAAAUCAUCUCUACUGUUUCUGCUAGUAUGAAUCUAACUACUCUCAAGUUCAGUACUGAGAUAGUUUCCAAGAUAGAGGGAAUCAGUACCAGAUUGGAUGAGAUCAUUAAAGAAAAGGAAGAUCUGCAUUUAGGAAUGUGCACUAGAGGGAGGACUAAUCAAAUGAGAGCAAGACUGCCCACAACCUCUUUGGUGAAUGAAUCAAAGAUUUAUGGAAGGGAGCAGGACAAGAAAGAAAUACUUGAACUGUUGAAGAAAGAAUCAAGUGGUGUAAAUGUCUCCGUGAUUCCUAUAGUCGGCAUGGGGGGUGUUGGCAAGACAACUCUUGCUCAGCUCAUCUUCAAUGUUACCACUCUGGAGUUUGAUCUUAAAGCUUGGGUUUCUGUUGGUGAAGAUUUUGACGUUCUUAGAAUGACCAAAACAAUUCUUCACUCCGUAGGUUGGGAAGAUAAAUAUGAUAAAGAGUUGAAUUUGCUCCAGAUAAAAUUAAAGGAAAAGUUGUCUCAGAAGAAAUUUUUGAUUGUCCUUGAUGAUGUUUGGACAGAGAGCUAUGAUCAUUGGACUCUCUUUCGCAGUCCUUUUGAUGUAGGAGCACCUGGAAGCAGAAUUAUUAUCACAACUCGCAAUGAAAGUGUCUCAUCCAUGAUGGGUACCAUUCGAGGCUAUUCUCUUGAGCAUUUAUCGUGUGAAGAUUGCCUGUCUAUAUUUGCCCAACAUGCUUUGGGAGCCACAAAUUUUGAUGAGCACUUGGAAUUGGAAGAAAUAGGCAAAGAAAUUGUCAAAAGAUGCAAGGGAUUGCCUUUAGCAGCCAAGGCUCUUGGAGGCUUGUUGAGGGGUAGCCCAAAUCGUAAUGUAUGGGAGGAAGUUUUGCACAGCGAUAUUUGGGAUUUACCUGAUGAGAAAAACAGUAUUCUUCCAGCCUUGAGGUUGAGUUACUUUCAUCUCCCGUCCCAUUUAAAGCAAUGCUUUGCUUAUUGUGCUAUUUUUCCAAAAGAUUUUGAAUUUGAUAGGGAUGAGUUGGUUCUUUUGUGGAUGGCAGAGGGCUUUCUAUAUCAAUCAAAGAAGAUGAAGCCAAUGCAAGAUAUAGGCUGCGAAUAUUUUGAUGAUUUAUUAUCAAGAUCAUUUUUUCAACAGUCUAGUAGUGAUAAAUCUCUAUAUGUAAUGCAUGAUCUGAUGAAUGAUUUAGCUAAAUCUGUCACUAAAGAAACGUGUUUUCAUUUGGGUGACAAGUUCGAUACAACUUUAUGUGCAAAGGUCAGGCAUUCAUCAUUCACUUCUCACCGUUAUAACACGUCGCAAAGAUUUGAAGUCUUUCACAAAAUGAUGGGUUUGCGAACAUUCUUAGCAAUGCCACUCAUGAGUGGACAUUGUAGGAACCACAUAAGUAGUAAGGUGCUGCAAGACUUGGUGCCAGAGUUAAAGUGCUUGAGGGUGCUGUCACUGUCUGGUUAUCACUUCAUGGAGUUGCCAAAUUCUAUUGGUGCCUUGAAGCAUUUAAGGUAUCUCAACCUAUCUCACACUCGAAUUGAAAGAUUGCCCGACUCAGUGACUGAACUUUUGAACUUGCAAACAUUAUUGCUAAAUGGAUGUUUCUAUCUUAUUGAGUUACCCUCAGGCAUUGGCAAACUAAUUAACUUGCAGUGCCUUGAUAUUAGCGGUACUGUUGAAUUGGAGGAGAUGCCAUUAGAAAUUGGUAAUCUAGCAUAUCUCCAUACAUUGACCAAGUUUAUAGUGGGUAAAGACAAUGGACUCAAGAUAACAGAGCUGAACAAAUUUUCUCAUCUGUCAGGUAUGCUUCAUAUUUCAGGGAUAGAAAAUGUGCUAAAUUUUCGAGAAGCAGAGUUUGCCAAUUUAAAGGAGAAGCAGCGCCUAGAAGAAUUGGACUUGGAAUGGGCUAUUGAUUCCUCUGGUUCCAGAAAUCCAAGAGAUGAAGUGCAGGUUCUCAACUCAUUGCGACCUCCUCAAAAUCUAUUACGACUUUCAAUUAAAUCAUUUGGUGGAACUGAAUUCCCAUCAUGGAUAGGAGAUCCCACAUUCACAAAUAUGGCGAGGAUAAAUCUCUGGAACUGUCGCAACAUCAUGUCACUACCGCCACUUGGACAAUUACCCUCACUUGAAGAGUUGAGUAUAGGAGGCAUGAAUGGGUUGAAGAGAGUGGGGAUGGAGUUUCAUGGAGAUGGUUCAUCUUUUGCUAGUCUUAAGACACUAACUAUCGAGAAUAUGUUGGAGUGGGAGCAAUGGUCUUGGUCUCAUGGUCAGAACGAGGAGGCUGCAGGAACAUUUCCUAAUCUGCGUAAGCUUAAAUUGGGAAACUGUCCAAAACUUGUAUGUAAAUUGCCCAGCUGUCUACAAUCUCUGCGAGAACUCUCUAUUGCAUCCUGUCACAGGGCAGUUCUCGGAAGUCUGUAUGAUAUCACAUCACUCACUGCCUUGUAUAUUAGUGAUGUCUCAGGUCUUGUAAGUUUACAACAUAUGGAGAAGUUGGUGGCACUAGAAGAUUUGACGAUUCAAGCUUGUAAUCAACUAAAGUACUUGUGGAAGGAUGGAGGCAAACUUGCUUGUCUAAAGCAUUUAGAUAUCUCAUUUUGUCGGCAACUUGAGUCAUUGGUAGAAGGAAAGGAAGGGCAAUUGCCUUGCAAUCUUAAAGUUUUGAAAAUAUCUGAUUGUAAUGGUUUGGUGAAGCUAGCAAAUGGGCUGGACAAUCUCUCAUCUCUAAGAGAUUUGAGCAUUUCCUUUUGUCAAAAACUCUUGUCGUUCCCAGCAGCAGGAUACCUUCUGAGACAUCUUGAAAUCCAAGGUUGUGAUUCUCUAGAUUAUAUGCCUAAGGGUAUUACGAGUGAUGUUAACGACAUGAACCAGACCUCUCAGCUUGAGACUCUUAAGAUCGGAUAUUGUAAUUGGCCGGCACAGGUAGUAGAGUCAGUAUUCCGUGGCUUAUCUCAUCUCAGAGAACUACGCAUGGUAGAAUGUCCACAAUUAACCGGAUUGCCUAUCCACUCCCUUAUCUCUUUAACCAUCUCUGGAUGCGAGAAUUUCAGGUCGCUGCCUAAUCAGAUGCAAAAUCUUACCUCUCUCACAUUAUAUGAUUGUGGAGGCCUAGAGUGCUUUCCAGAAGUGGGAUUGCCACCAAAUUUAACCAAUCUUUCCAUCUCUAACUGUGGAGGCCUGGAGUCUUUUCCUCGACGGGGAUUGCCACCAAAACUAACCAAGCUUUCCAUCUGUUAUUGCAAGAAUCUGAAACAGCCAAUGACAGAGUGGGGACUCCACAAACUCCCCUGUCUUAGAUACUUGGGAAUAUGGGGCACAAGUCCAAGUACAAAUAUGUUUGAUUCCUUUCCAGAUGAUGAUGGUCUACUGCUUCCCACUUCAUUGACAUAUCUCAGGAUCCGUGAACUGGAGAAUCUGAAAUCCAUCUCAAGGGGAGUCCAAAAGCUUGCCUCUCUACGAAGUUUAAGAAUUGUGAAUUGCAGAAACCUGCUUUCAUUUCCAGAGGAGGGCUUCCCUGCCACACUUGAACAUCUAUGGAUUGAUCGAUGUCCUCAUUUGAAUGAACGGUGUUCAAAAGACAAAGGAGAUUAUUGGCCCAUCAUUUCCCACAUAGCAGCUGUAACUAUAUAUUCAUAAUGAUCAGCGAUAAAUCGUGGAAGCAACCCAGUAUAGAAGGGGGACGAGCACUGGCACACGACUCUCUCUCUCUCUCUCU